AUGUUGAAAUUCAUUGAAAAACUUUGUAAUAGUCUGAGAUAGCAGUUAGAGCAAAGUUCUCUGAAGAAUGGUAUUUUAGAAACCAAUAUUGCAAGGUUUGUAAAAGAUUGUAUUCAUUACAUAUUUCAUAUUCCAAUAGAGUACGAUAUUGAAUAAUAUUUUACACUUACAGAAAUCGAUAAAACUAUGUUCAACAUUCAAUAAUAUUUGAAUUCAAUCUAACAUAAGAACCACUUUAAGAACAUAUUUAUGAACGAAGGUUUUUAAUCAGGAGAAUAAAGUUCAAGUGAUGAAUUUGAUUCCAUUAUCAAACCUAAACCUAAAAUACAUAAGACUCUUUCCCUAGAAGAUAAAACAAGUGGCAUUCCAAAUAAUGAAAAUGAUCUAGCUCAGUUAAAUACUCUGCAGCAGUUACUCUAUGAAACCAACCUCAAAGUUACUAAGAGGGAUGAGUAAAUUUUACAGAUGACCACAAACUAUUUAAAAGAUAUUUAACAUCUCAAAUCAAUGUUUUUGAGGUAACUGGAAAAUCCAGGAACUGAAUUUUAUGAGGUUAAUUACUUUGAUAUCAAAUAGGCAUUGGAACCUGAAUUAUAGAAUUACAUUCAGGAGAAAUUUCAAUAGCUAUAGAAACAAUGCUAAUAGACAGUUUAAAGAUAUAAAAUUGAAUUAACUGCAUUAAGCACUGAGUGUGAAUCUCAUAAGCGAACUAUUUAAGUUUUAUUAUAAAAUAAUACCCUGCAUUCCAUUAUUAAAAUGCUGUUUCUGAUAGAAAAGGAUCCAUAUAAGAUUUGGAAACAAAUAUAAGAUUAGGUUGGUAACAAGAUAAUUUUUUAAGUGUUUGAAACUUAAAUAGGAGGUUAUGGAAUCAAUUAUAGAGAGAUUGAUGAACUUAUUUCUAAAAAUUCAGCUGGAGGUAGGAUGUUUUGCAGAUAAAAAUAAUUAUACGAGGAAUAAUUAAAAAUUAUGAUCGAUGAUAAUAUCCAAAUUAUAUCCACUUUAAAAUAAGACCUAUAGAAUAAAGAAUAGAUUAUUGAGGAACUUCAGUUAUCUAAUGAGGAGAACACAAUAAAAAUUCAGGAAUAAUUUAAUGAAUAGAUAGAGUAGAAACUGAAGGAACAACAACAUAAUCUGAGUUAAGAAUUUGAUAGGAAACUGAAAAUGCAAUAAAAAGAAUUGGCAGAUCCUUAAUUAAUAAGAAAAAUCACUCUAAGGUGUGCUUUUGCAAGAUGGGUUAAUUUUUCUUAGUUCUAUCAGCUUUUUGAAUAAGAAUAGGAUGAAGAUAGUUUGUAUGAAUUAAAAAUAAGAAUCAAUCGAUUUUUAAAAUAGGUCAAUGAUGAAUUUACAAUAAAAGAUUAUGAAAAAUUGAUUUAAAAUUAUUAGUAAGCUCAAUAUAAUAUAAUAAAAGUGGAACAAGAAAAGAAUAUUUUUGAAUAAAAAUGCAAAUAGCAAUAACUAGAAGUACAGAAGCAUAAGAAUACAAUAUAAAUGUUGUCAUAAACAAUCCAAGUCCUUAAGUAGGAACUCUAAAAUUGUGAAUCUACUAUAAAAUUAAUAUCAAAGCCUUUUUGUUCAAUAUUAUAAAGAUUAGGGUAUCCAUCAAAACUGAAUUUGCUAUCAAUUUUAAAAAGCGGGAUAAGUUUAGAGUUUUUGCAGAGUGAAGAUCCAGAAGUUCAGUCUAGUUUGAUAACAUUUUUUUAAUUAGCAAUUUCAUCAUAAUUAAUUCAUCAAAGUAAUCCAAAGAGAGAAGCUGAAACAAUUACUGAGUUUUUUGAUAUUAGAUAUGCAAUGUCAUAGGAGUUGAAUGAGGAUGCUAACUUAUAAUCAUAUCGAUUAUAGUCCCCUGAUGUUCCUCUCAUUUAAUUUUAAAUCACAGAUUAAGCUAUCAGUCCAAAAGAUCAAUUAAAUAAUUCCUAUAUUGAAAACAAAUUCCAAAUUAAAGGAACUCAAAAAACAUCAAAUCACACAAAUUAAUCUCCAAAAUCGAAUAGAGUUCAAAAUUAGUUUCAAUAGAUCAAUACGCCUAAGAUUAGUUAAAAGAGAGAUAGAUAAAUUGAAAGUUUCGCAGCUAAAAGGGAAAAAAAGAGUUAAUAAUAAUUAUUAGAUACAACUUCGAGCGGAUUUCAGAAAUAGGUUGAGAAGGUAAGAAAGAGAGAUCAUCUUAUGAUACAAGAAAUAAAUUAUGUGGACAAGGGAAUUCAAGUUGAUUCAGAUUAUCAAUCAUCUCGGCACAAAACAAGUCUGAAUGUUCAAUUUAAGGAUAAUGAUCAAAACUCCAUUUAAUAAGAUGUCUUAGUAAUAUUGAGAGAUGAAGUAGAUUCAAGGGCUACUUCAGUCACAAAACGAAGAAGUCUUAGCUAAAACAAUAAAAAACAAUAAUUUAACAUUCCUAAUUAAUUUAUUAAUAAUCAAAAUCUAACUCUGUAUUAGGCAUCCAAAUUGAAGACUUAAAAUAAAACAAUUUAUUCAGAACAAUAACAAAUGUAAUAAGGUUUAGGCUUUGGGUUUUUACCUACUAGUCCACUUUAGUUUUAUUAGGAAUUAUUUAAGGAAAAAUAAAAAUUGCAAUUAAAAAAUUACACAAUAGUCAAGGAUUAGGGAGUUAAGAUGUAGAAUUAUUAAAAAAGAAGAAUAGAACCAAGUAUCGAAGGGAAACACCUACAAGUUCCAAGUUAUUUAAAAUGA
Molecule: messenger RNA, 2685 nt
Organism: Paramecium tetraurelia
Lineage: Eukaryota; Ciliophora; Oligohymenophorea; Peniculida; Parameciidae
Exons: 4
Source: RefSeq, a predicted model, not a curated record